Pyrus x bretschneideri (Chinese white pear) is the source of this 618-nucleotide messenger RNA. RefSeq lists its product as uncharacterized. The transcript has 2 exons. The record is from RefSeq and is a predicted model, not a curated record. NCBI's taxonomy places the organism in Eukaryota, Viridiplantae, Streptophyta, Magnoliopsida, Rosales, Rosaceae. Bases 1 to 618 code for a protein of 205 amino acids.
AUGGCUUGGUUACUCGCCGAGUCGUUCGCGGAGUUGAUGCUUUUGCCUUCUAGGUAUGUGUCUGUGCUAGGCUACUUGGUCAAGCAAUACUUGUUUGAAAAAAUGGAGCUUCUUCCCAACACCGCCACACUCAUCGCGUUUUACAAAAGAAGAAAAGAAGAGGGCAAAGAAGAAGAAGAAGAACGACUGGAAGAAGUAGAAGAAGAAGAUGAAGUUGAGCUUUUAGCGGGGACUGUGGAAGUUUGCUUUAACAAAAAGGGUGUCGUUGCCUCUCCUCCUACACCAACUCCUCCCAAGAAUUCGCCUUAUGUUAGUAACAUUGUGGUGAAAAAAUUGCUUCGAAGGUUUAGGGGCAUUGAAUGGCAUCUUUUGAAGGCAAGCGAGGAACUAAUCUUGCAUAUGAGUUCCUCAAGAGAGGGGUACUUGCAUUGCAGGAUGAUUGAUACAGCUCCAUUCAACAUGUAUAAAAAAUCAGGAUACGACAUUGUAAAGAUAGAUACCAUUUUGGUUUUGUUGCUGUUGCAGAGGCGCAAGCACUUAAUAUGCAAGAAACUUCCAGUCUUAACCAACUUUUCAGAAUUGGAUACGUUCUGUUCACAAGAGGAAUUAACACCAUGA